AGGUUGUAAGUCUCUGAAGCAGUGCGUCGAUUACGGGAAUUGCCUGCCAAGUGUAGUCUCCGUCGCCAAAUUUCGCUCUCCUUCUGUGUUGAUACAUUUGUGUAGAUCACUAGGGCGCAUCACAAGCUUCUGUUGUUGUACUGAUUCUCUAUUUCGCGGUCGUCUUUUGGAGGGGCUGUAGUUGAAUUGUGGUCCAUUUAGUUUAGUUUUUCUGAGGGUUGAAGGAGUUCAGUGUUUUUCGGUUCAGAAGAAGAGAGCGGGGGAGAGGGAGAGGGGGAAAGAUAUGUGUGGGAGGGCGCGGUGCACGGUGAGAGUUGAUGCAGUAGGACGUGCUUGCGGCUUCUCGGCUCCCUUGCGUUCCGUGAAUGCUGAUCGAUAUCAGCCCUCGUACAAUGUGGCACCAGGUGCACACAUGCCUGUUGUGCGACACGAUGGUGCUGGUGAUGCAAGGGAGCCUGUUGUGCACUGCAUGAGAUGGGGCCUCGUCCCCAACUUUGCCAAGAAGUCAGAGAAACCAGAUUUUUAUCGUAUGUUUAACGCUAGGUCAGAAUCUGUACAUCAGAAGAUCUCUUUUCGUCGACUGUUGGCGAAGAAUCGAUGCCUUACUACUGUAGAAGGGUUUUACGAAUGGAAAAAAGAUGGCCAGAAAAAGCAGCCAUAUUAUAUACACAUGCAAGACGGGCAUCCUCUCGUGUUUGCUGCAUUAUAUGAUACUUGGGAAUCUCCUGAAGGGGAUAUGUUGUAUACAUUCACUAUCUUAACCACUCGUGUGUCAAAGCGGUUAGAAUGGUUACAUGACAGGAUGCCAGUUAUAUUGAAAGGUCAGGAUACUAUCGACUCAUGGUUGAAUGAUAAUUUAUCUGAAGAUGUUAUGAAAAAGCUGACACAACCUUAUGAAGCUCCUGACCUUAUUUGGUAUCCUGUCACUCCAGCCAUGGGAAAACCAGCGUUCAAUGGACCCGAGUGCAUUGAGGAGAUCAAGCCGAAGGUGGCAGGCGAGAGCAACAUAGCCCAAAUGUUUGGGAAACAGCUUGCACAGGAGAAUAAAAGUCACGUUAACAAAGUAAUGUCUCAAGAUAUCAAGGAUGAAGAUUUUCUUAAUGAUGAAGACUUUAAGGCUUUGCUCGCAGGCAUGCAGCCUGAUCAGGAUGUCAGUGAAGCAGUGAGUCACUCUGAAUAUUCAUCUCUGGAUAGAUUAAAUACACAGGCUACACCGAAGGAAGAAGCUCCUCCGCUCAUUAAACCUGAAACGAAAGAAGAAGAUCCUCCGCUCAUUAAACCUGAAACGAAAGAAGAAGAUCCUCCGCUCAUUAAACCCGAAACGAAAGAAGAAGAUCCUCCGCUCAUUAAACCCGAAACGAAGGAAGACCAUGUGCCUCAGACCAACAAGGAAGAAGACUCUGCUACAGCAGGUAACGAUAUAUCUUGUACCGAACCAACCAGCCCAAAGACCAGCCCAGUUUCCACUCCUGUGAAGCCGCAAGCUAGGACAGCAGCUACACUGGUCAAUCGUCACGACCCAAAGCGUCAACGGGUGAAUGAUGUUUCGAAAGGAUCUUCUAAAAAUGCUGUGCAUGCAGGGGUCAAGCAAAAGCAAAGCAACCUUCUUGGGUUCUUCUCCAAAGAGUAGUGAAGCAUUGUACAACCCAGAGCAGCACUGAACUACUAUUCUCAAGGGACUUGGUUGAUUUGCAAAGCACCAAUCUGUAGAGGCGAUCGAAGACAUCACUACAACCCAGCUCAGAAUACUUUAUCGAUUCUGAACCAGUUGCUCUUAGUAGCAUUUUAAGGGAAUGCCGAAGCAGUGGAUACAUUCCUUUGCUAUCCAAUAAGUUCAUCACAUCUCGAUGCAGAGAUAGUUGCAAUUGCUGUCUGGCUCUUAGGCUUUUUGUUUUCCAAAAAUGAAGAUAUCAAAUGCAAUGUAAAUUUCUUAUCUGGUUCUCUGCUUUGUGGCCAA
Messenger RNA from Physcomitrium patens, 1957 nucleotides. RefSeq lists its product as uncharacterized. Gene Ontology annotation, biological process: protein-DNA covalent cross-linking repair. Lineage: Eukaryota; Viridiplantae; Streptophyta; Bryopsida; Funariales; Funariaceae. The record is from RefSeq and is a predicted model, not a curated record. Gene Ontology annotation, molecular function: single-stranded DNA binding.